AGUGUGUCGCUGGUUAACAUCAGUCUCCUUCUCAUUGAACACAUAUUGGAUUAUACAUCAGAAAUAUCAUGGAAAUAUAAGCCUACCAAUAUCUACGAAAGACCACAAUGAGAUUGGAAGCAGACGAAACCACAAGGGAUGACUGACCAGCAGUUCAAAAACAUUAUCAGAUCACCACAACAGACGAUUGUUAAUCAAAUAUUCAAGGACCGGAGCAAAACGAGGAUGUGAAGAGUCGUUUUUCUAGUUCAAACAUCUGUGUCAGAAUUAGCAACUAAUUUGGAUGUGCAGAUUCUUUUUGGAUUUCAACAUCUGUGUCAAAGAGGAAUAUCCUAGCAAAGACAUUGGAUUAUACAUGAUAAAGUAAUGGAAAUAUAAAUGAUCUGAAUAUACGACAAAAGUGUGUUUUGAUGACUGCUGCGUUUUUUCAUGAGAUUUAGAAUUCUGAACCUAUGGUUUCUUCAGAUUGUUCAAGGGAUAAACUCAAGUGAUUACCAAACUGCAGUAUUAGGGCCAUGAUGGUUUACUGGUAGGUCUUGAUAUCAAUGGAUACUUUUGAUUUAGACAUGUGAUUAUUAAAGUCUCCAUAUAUUGCUUGGGUCUGCUUGAAAUAAGAGUUUUGGUUGUGAGUAUCUUUUUUAGCAUGGACCAUCAAUACUUGGAAUGGUGUAGCUCGCACUCCUGCGGUGAUAUUGGAUUUGGUCUUUAACAAAGUAAAGUGUUCCAAAUAGUACCACCACAGAGUAACUUUUUUAUGUUGAUAGUGAAAUCCAUUCGUUGCAAAGCCGCCUAUCCAAGCAAUAUCACAAAGUGAUCUAGCAACAUAUGUGAUAUCAAUCAAAUUUAAAAUCAACAUUAGAUCAUUGGUAGCAGACGCUCUCCAUCAUGCUCAUCAUAACAAAUGAGACCAUACCCAACAUCAGUCAUCCUCACUUCGUACCCAAGGAUACAAAGGGGACAGAAUCGGCCCUCCUGAUCAUCGUGGCGUCAGUGGGGAUGAUAGGGAACUUUGGCAUCGUCAUCACGAUACUCGUUCUCCAGGAUUUACGCAAGACGUCAAGCGCAUUUCUCUUUCACCACAGCAUCCUGGAUUUUAUCAAAUCGGCGUAUUGUUUACCAUUUGCGUACAGCAUCAUGAACGAGCGGGAACCGGUUUUCUGCAACAUUCUUGGUGGCUCAUUCAUUGUGUUUGUGACUACAUCUGCUUUCAACCUUCUGGCAAUGGUCAUGAACGAGGCCUACCAGUUCGCAGACAUGAAUCUCGGCAUAAAAGAUUCGGCAAAUUUCUGUUGUGUCCUAUUUGGAAUAUGCAUGAUCUGGUUCACAAGCCUCAUUCUGAAUUUAGGCGUGGCAUUUAUUCCCGGAAAUCCGGCUUAUAAACGUGACGUCGGGCACUGCACGUUUCUCUAUGGAAUCACAGGGAAUUAUGUGCUACACGUUCUAUGGAUUAGUCUCGUUUCAUUUGCCAUGGUGCUAACUGUCAUGUACCUCAGAAAGUUACACCGCGAUAUCAAAAUGAACUCAUACUACCGUCUCUCAACACUCAUACGUGCAACCAUUCAUAUCGAUGCCAAUAAUUCACCAGAAAUCACUCCAGACGACCAAGCCGAGAAAAUCUUGAUAAAAAAAAUCGAAAGGUUUAGCUUACGAAAAGUGUACGUACUCAUGACGAUGACACUAUGCUUUGUGUUAUUCUGGUAUCCGCUCUUCAUGUUGACAGUAGUCGAUCCGAACUUCACGGCAAAUCCGUUUGGGUACCGUAUAUUAACGAUGUUUGCAUGUAGCAAUGCUGCCAUGUCACCGUUCAUAUUCAUAUGUCUGAUCAAGAAAAACUGUUGCUGUAAACACGACUUUCCAGAUUUAAUUCCUGGGCCGGAGGCAGGCGCUGAUAACUCUUCACAACUUUCCUUAGAGAGUAUACGCCACACGCCCAAUAGGCGCUUGAUGGGCAAUGAACGUUCUAGUUCAGGGAUUUAUAAUGAAUUUUUCUCAAGGGCAGAUCGGCGGGCCGCAUCCACCCAAGAAACAGAAUGUAUGACACAAUCACACGCCAGCACUGAAAUGAUUGCCGAGUGCAGUACAUCAAGUCUAGGCACGCGGCCAAAGCAAAAACGGACUAGAAAAACACCAAACAGUUUAUGGAUUCCUUCACCGACUUUAUGAGGCAAGGAGUAUAAAUGGACUUAAUUUAAAAGUUUACCAAAAGUUGGUGAAAAUGACUUUCCACUUGAGGUAAGAUAAGGUCAGAAUUUUGGGAGUUUUCAUGAUCUGCGCCAUGAGCCCUGUUGCUGUUUUUGACAGAGCAGUUCACCACCAAGCUGUUGUUGGCUGUCAUCAGCAUACGGUUUGGUUGACUGGUUGCUUAAGAUUGCUAACAACUGCCAGAGUCAGAUGAUCCACAGAAAACAAGUCUAAUCUUGUGUUAACUUCACCAACUUUUGGCAAGCUGAAAAAUAGGAAAUUUCACAAGGCCAUUUUUUAUCAUAGAUCAGGAGACAUUGCACAAUUUUGUAAAGACCCAACUGCAUUUAUCAUUUAAAGUUUAUUUCUAUAUCGAUAGAUUUUCACUUUCAUAAGAUGAACUAGGAACCUACUCCGCAAUCAAUACAAGGUUUGUGAACAUAAGGUUGCACAUUAUGGGGUAAAAUAAUACUCUUGUCAAAUAUUAUAUUUUGCGGUAAAUGUCAUCAUAUGAAACUCCAUAACAAAAGAGUUUGGUCUUCUUAUCAUCUUUUCAUUUCUUCAAAUAUUUGUCUUAUUUUGAUAUUUAGAUGCUUAGAGAGUCACAUGCUUGCGUUUUAAGAUGUUUUUUAAGGGAUUCAGAAGUGAAUUUUUUUCGUUUUCGAAGAGGACCAUGAUGGAGAAAGAGAGGCGGGGACCCUUCUUUACCCUCUUUACCUUUCUUUACCUUUCAGCAAUCAAAAUUCUUGAAAACAAGAUUAGUUCACCAAUUCCAUUAUAAAUUCUAGAAUGGAUGCCGUCAUAGAAUCUAUGAUAAGGGUUUUCUGUCAUAGAAUCAUUGAUGCCCAUUGUAGAUUCUAUAAUACUUAAUCCAGUUCUCAUAGAUUCAAUGGUAGAAACUUUUGCCUGUGCAUCAUAUUGUCAAUCUACGGAUGGCCUUUUUUCUCAUCCAGACCUUUUAACCCAAUCAGUUUCGCGCUAAGUCCGAGCUAGGUCUAUCACUGAAGUUUUUUGCUAUGAUAAUGGCCAGUGACAUUCUUCUGGUGGUGGAAACUGCAGUUAUACCCUUCCAGUAACCUUCAAGCAGCAAGUGACCUCAAAAAUACACCGGGGAGCAGUGAUUUAUUUUUGGCUCCUUAGUGUAAUUUUGAUGCAAUUUUUAUUCAGAAGUCGGUUACUGUAGAAACAAAUGAAAGUAAUACUAACUUUCCCCCUUUUUAUUUUGCAACAGUAGCCUCCUACAUGUACCUUGAAAUCCGGAAACAUCCACUCAUAAAUAUACCACAGGUCUAGCCAGGUGAUAAAAUCGAAAUAUUAGCACCUGCAGAUUGUAAUCACAAGGGGAACACCUGCAAAUUCAGCUGACUGCUGAAUUUGCAAAGGUGAAAUUAUGUACUCCCAAACCGAGCUGUGUGUGUAAAGUAUGAUUCCUGCCAAACACUGUAGAUAUAACUCAUAUUUGUAGAUAUUUCGACUGUACAUACAUUAUUUCAUAGCUUUCGUUCCUUAAUUGAUGAGACCUAAUGAGAUGUAAUGCAACAGUAUAAUGAUAAUGAUAUUGUUUAGUUUGAUGCCCCCAUCAUGUUUGCGGAUGGGGGAGGAGGAUCAAGAGUUCAAUAUGGAAGCGGUACAUUCUUUGAAUGCCAAUGGCAGUAACGGGACUGUAUCUUGGUUUCUGAACGAUCCCGUAUUGAGCGGAGUGACUUCAAACUGGUCUACAAAUUACAGAAUAUUGUUCUUUAGACCUCUCACUAGUUGCUCAAGGCAAUUAUUAUUGGUGACAUUAGAUCGAUAGCCCGAAGCACAUGCCACGAUAGGGGUACAAUAACAAAGUUCUACCCGAAGGUAACCUUUGUGACCUCACAGCAAAAAACGUUCAUGAUAUCAUGUUGCGGAGGGACUUGGUAACGUCACAGUGAAAUACGCAGAGCGGUUGACGCUGCCAUGUGAUAUACCGGUAGAGAAAGACGUCAUUCUGAAUGAACGCCAGAGCCGAUCACAUAUCUAUUUGGCAAUGUCAC
Messenger RNA from Lineus longissimus, 4202 nucleotides. RefSeq lists its product as uncharacterized. Bases 886 to 2163 code for a protein of 425 amino acids. Gene Ontology annotation, biological process: G protein-coupled receptor signaling pathway. Gene Ontology annotation, molecular function: G protein-coupled receptor activity. Gene Ontology annotation, cellular component: plasma membrane. NCBI's taxonomy places the organism in Eukaryota, Metazoa, Nemertea, Pilidiophora, Heteronemertea, Lineidae. The transcript is spliced from 2 exons. The record is from RefSeq and is a predicted model, not a curated record.